AUGGUGCAGAAGUUCUACGGCCACUAUGCUAGGGCCCUACGUUCUAGGAGAAGUGGGACGACCAAGGGCGAGACGAUCGUGGUGGCUUGCAAGAUGUUCCAGGCCGUGGAGCACAAAAAGUUCACAUUGCUGCCUUGUUGGCGGGAGUUGAGGCAUCAUCCGAAGUGGCAAUCGGAGUCCUCGCGCAAAAAGCAGAAGACCUCCGCCGCCGGGAGCCCCGCGUCGAUGCAGCACGUUGAGUCAUCUCCCGGAGCAGAAGCUGGGGAUGCCCCUGCUUUCAUUGGUAAUCCACGUCCUAAAAGGCCACCUGGCCGGACUCGCUCCAAGGAGGUUGCCCGCGGUUCAACCUCGUCGAACUCAGCUUCUGCCCCCAUGAAGGAGAUAUUUGACCGACAGUUCUCGUUAAAAGAAAGGAUUGAGAAGGAUAGGGCAGAGAGGUUUACUGAGAUGAUGAAUGUGGAGCGUUAG
Molecule: messenger RNA, 468 nt
Organism: Phragmites australis (common reed)
Lineage: Eukaryota; Viridiplantae; Streptophyta; Magnoliopsida; Poales; Poaceae
Product: glutathione S-transferase T2-like
Exons: 2
Coding region: 1-468 (155 amino acids)
Source: RefSeq, a predicted model, not a curated record